AUGACAUCGCCCUCAUCGGUCGGUACCCGCUUUGAAGAUCAUGAUCCGGAUUGGCAGUAUGGCCCUCGCGCCAAAAGACGCAAGCGUGCCUCGACAGUGGGCACAUCGAGGCCGUCGCCGCGUGAGAUUGGCUUCAUGAGAGAGUCUCAAAAUGACGGAUCCGCCAGCUUUCUUGGGAGCUCAAGUGGUAUUCACUUCAUUCGCCAUGUCUAUAAUGCAUUUGCUCGUCGCUCAGCAGAUCUUCAGCAGACCAGAGCGCGAGACAAGAGCUCAGUACCGGGAGAGGAUGAUCGCUUACAGCGAGGCACUCUAGACACCGAUAUUCUAUGGUCAACAGAUGAACUGAAUUUGUCGCAAAACCCAACAUAUACAUUUGAAGAUCUGGUCAAUUGGACCCGGCACUACUUUGAGAAUUGGCAUCCAAUCUUCCCAUGUCUUCACGCCCCAACGGUGCUCAGAGCUAUGGAAAAGCUCAGCCAACACGGCCCAUCUGCGAUCAAUCGACUAGAUAUGACUAUUAUUCGCUCGAUUAUAUCAAUUUCCCUCGAAGAUAGCCGGCAAAUUGAAACCCCGGCAUCGAAACUGGGCCCAGUGCCUGUAUCAUUGGUUUUCUCAACUGUACAACAUGUUAUGCAAGAUAUUCAAAGUAUUUUUGCGGAGCCCACAACCCUUCCCCUGCUCCAGUCUGCAUUUUUGGCUCAACUUGCACUAACGUCGUUACUGCGUCUGAAUGCUGCGUCUCGAGUGGGUGGAGUCAUCACUCGAACUGCCUUCCACCUCGGAUUGCAUCGCUGCCCUGGCCGUUUCUCCGUUUUCACCAGUGAAGAGGUGGACAUUCGAAGGCGGCUGUUCUGGUCUAUUUACUGCUUAGAACGAUACCUGUCACAGGCACUAGGGAUUCCAUUGGGCAUCCGCGACGAUGAUAUCGAUGUAUGCUACCCGGGUGAUGAACAGCAUGUUACAGCUACCGCAGCAUCCACGCCACCCGAUGACCAUCGGUUGCGUCUACUGUCUCAUCUCGCGAAGUUUGCUCGGAUCCGGGGAUUGAUUUUAGAAUUGCGCAACAAGUCUAUUCUCCAUAGUCACGCCGGUACUGUCGAGGCAUCACAUGUUAACGGCGAGCUGUCCCAGUGGUGGAACGAAGUUUACGAUGAUGUGAAUAUCAUCGAGGAGGAGCAUACGGAGCCGGGGCAGAAUCCGAAUUUGAGUCCCUACCAUCGCUUAUUGCUCUUGAUCUUGAGACACGAAGCUAUCAUCUCGAUGAAUCGACCACUACUCGCUGCCGAGAAGCCCAGUUCAGAAUACAAAAACGCUUUGCAAACCUGCAUUGCUUCCUCGCGGACACUACUAGCAGCUCUGAAGAAAUACAUGUCUUCUUCAUCUGAUGCGCCCCUCACAUGGCCGUCCUUUACAUGGACAACCUGGAUGGCGUGUUUAAUAUUGAUGUAUGCAUCGUGGGAGGGUGAGCUUGCCACAAGCACAGCAUUGAAAUAUGCUAGGAUGGGAGUCAAUAUCUUGGAAAAUCUGGCUUUGCGCGGGAGUAGCUGGCCCGAGACUUGCAUUGAAGCGAUUAAAGGGAUGGAGUCAGCCUUGACCAAUACAGAUACCUCCGGGCUGGACGUUCCGGGUCAUGUUUCUCACCAAGCCCAGACCGACGACAGAUAUCGCUCCAACCCUCGGUCUUCCCAACGUGAUCGAGGUCCUACAGGCAGGCAGCAAGGCGACCCUUCCACCUCGGGGACGCAGCAUUCGGAUCCGUCAUUCGGCUCCUCUGCAGUCCAGGCCGUCGACACCGGCGACACUUCGAUUCUUUCUUCAUAUGAUGCACAAGGCCAAGCCGAUAUCUCAGCGGACGGUAUUUACGCGGCCGGGCAAUCAGCGGGUCUCAUUUUUGGAAAUGCGGCCAAUGCAAACGCCCCCUUUUAUCCUGGCAUCACAGGACAGGAUUGUUUACCCUUUCUGGAUCCAUCAUCCCUGUUUAUGAAUGAUAUAUGGAAUGUGGCUGAUGGGCCUUGGAUGUUCCAUGGGGAUCUGCUAUAG
This is a messenger RNA of Penicillium waksmanii, 2040 nucleotides long. RefSeq names its product CeGAL family transcription factor. The record is from RefSeq and is a predicted model, not a curated record. NCBI's taxonomy places the organism in Eukaryota, Fungi, Ascomycota, Eurotiomycetes, Eurotiales, Aspergillaceae. Gene Ontology annotation, biological process: DNA-templated transcription. Bases 1 to 2040 code for a protein of 679 amino acids. Gene Ontology annotation, molecular function: zinc ion binding; DNA binding. The transcript has 2 exons.